This is a messenger RNA of Panonychus citri (citrus red mite), 492 nucleotides long. RefSeq lists its product as uncharacterized. Lineage: Eukaryota; Metazoa; Arthropoda; Arachnida; Trombidiformes; Tetranychidae. The record is from RefSeq and is a predicted model, not a curated record. Gene Ontology annotation, molecular function: general transcription initiation factor activity; DNA binding. Gene Ontology annotation, biological process: DNA-templated transcription initiation. The transcript has a single exon. Bases 1 to 492 code for a protein of 163 amino acids.
AUGUUAACUACUUUUGAUGAAUGUGAUUACCCUGAAGUUUGUAAUAUCGUAACCUUGUGGAAUCUAAAUAAAAAAAUUCAAAUUAUUGGUAAUUCUGGAAAAAAGAAAAAGUUUAACGCGGACAUAUAUAAAUCAGGAAAGAAUAGACUAUUGGUUUUCGGAUCUGGUAAAGUGAUUGCCACUGGUUUUAAAACGGAACAAGAUACUCGUGAGUUUAUCACAAAGACUUUCAAAGAAGUUCAAUUUCUGAAAAUCGUCAAUAUUACUGCAAGUAAAAAACUAAAAACAGUAAUUAGUGCUAAAAGUAUUUUCGAAAGUGAUUUGAAUGUUAUUUAUGAACCAGAACUAUUUCCCGCAUUGAAUUGGAAAGACGAAGGGGUUUCAUUUAUUUACUAUCCAAAAGGUUCACUCAUCCUGACAGGAAUAAAAUCAUUGGAUCAAUUAAAGAAAGCGUAUCGUUCAUUCGAAAAUCGAUUUUGUCUAAAGAAUUAA